Messenger RNA from Paralichthys olivaceus (Japanese flounder), 3594 nucleotides. Its product is annotated as ras-related protein Rab-39B-like. Gene Ontology annotation, biological process: Rab protein signal transduction; vesicle-mediated transport. Gene Ontology annotation, molecular function: GTP binding; GTPase activity; myosin V binding. NCBI's taxonomy places the organism in Eukaryota, Metazoa, Chordata, Actinopteri, Pleuronectiformes, Paralichthyidae. Gene Ontology annotation, cellular component: Golgi apparatus. The record is from RefSeq and is a predicted model, not a curated record.
UCCAUUUAACCAUCAUUCACUCUCCCAGCGGGACGAUUCCACCUUAAAGAUAUUGACGACAGACAGGAGGGUUUCAAAAUAUGAUGUAAUAUAUGAGAUUUCUCCAGAAGCAACGAACACAACUGGAGCAUCAUCUAUUGAAAACACAACCAUCGAUAUGGGGUUUGAUUUUUAAACAUACUGAGCCGAUAACUUUAUGACUUUAUUUCCCAUGAGACAUGGAGACGAUAUGGCUUUAUCAGUUUCGCCUGAUCGUCAUCGGAGACUCCACAGUCGGCAAGUCAUGUCUGAUCCGCAGGUUCACCGAGGGCCGCUUCGCCCAGGUGUCAGACCCCACCGUGGGGGUGGACUUCUUCUCCAGGCUGGUGGAGAUCGAGUCGGGCAAAAGGAUCAAACUUCAGAUCUGGGACACUGCAGGACAGGAGAGGUUCAGGUCUAUCACCAGAGCCUACUACCGCAAUUCAGUGGGCGGUCUCUUGCUCUUUGACAUCACAAACCACAGAUCCUUCCAAAAUGUCCACAGCUGGCUGGAGGAGGCUCAGAGCCACGUGCAGCCUCACAGCAUCAUCUUCCUGCUGGUGGGUCACAAGUGUGACCUGGAGGCCCAGCGUCAGGUCACUCAGCAGGAGGCGGAGAAGCUGGCAGGAGCCUUUGGGCUGCGCUACGUGGAGACGUCAGCGCGGGAUGCCACCAACGUGGAGAAGGCCUUUGUGGAUCUGACGAGGGACAUCUUUGACCUGGUGCGGAGCGGGGACAUCAAGAUCCAAGACGGCUGGGAGGGCGUCAAGAGCGGCUUCGUUCCCAACACCGUCCAUUCCUCUGAGGAGGUCACCACAGGCAGCCGGCAGUGCCUCUGCUGAUUUACCUGGCUGCAGCAUGUGGGGGUGACGGGCGGUAAAUACUUCAUGUGGGCAGCGUCCCUGCUGCGUGAACAUGUAACUUCUACACACAAGACAUUGUUUUGUCUUUCAGUGCCUGUUUGUGGCUCUGUGCAAAUGUGGGACCUUUUAUUGAUCCCCGAACAGGCGGAGAAGCACAGGAGACAUCCUUCACCCCCUCCCUGUUCUGUGUGUGUGUGUGUUUGUGUGGCAGCAUUAAAGCAACAUUAGGUCACUUUUUAACCUUAAAAUAGCAGCUUCAAAAUAAGUUUGAUGGUUCACUGAAUGGAAUAAAGAGAGUUGAGCCCCUUUCAUUCCCACUCCUCAUCUUUUCUGAUCUUGCUCUAUAUAACUUAGGUGAGUGGGUGCGACUUCCUGUGAGAGGCGAGGGACUGACUUAAAUUACAAGAAUCAGGUUCAACAAGUUUAACCGUGAGGCUGAACUGUAGAUCAUUAGCCUUCUUUCCAUCCUCUGCGUAGGUUUUGUCCGUAUUUAUGUGUGUCUUUUGAAAGCUUAGAGAUGAAAGAGAAGCACCACUGGGAAUCCUCCGGGGGCAGUGCAGCCAAUGGCCCAAGCAAGACAGCUAUAUGACACGAGGAUGAAAGUUUUUGAGGAGAAUCUUUGCGACACAACAAGUUGAUGUUAUUUCACCCAGUUACAUAGAUAAACUUUACAAGUCAGCCUCUUUACAUUAUCACAACCUCCUCCACCAUCGCCAUGUUUGUUGCCGUAGUCUCUCGCCUCUGUGCUGCCCUCUAUUGCUCAACAAGCCAUGCCAACAUAAAGCACAUGAGGAAUAUGGGCGGUGACAGUUACAUCGUUGGUAUCACGCAGCAUGAAGAAGCCUAGAAGUCAUUAAAAACCAGCGUUUAUCCCCAAUAUUCAGUGAGAAAACUUAAAAUAUGCAGAAUUCUGAACAGAGUUUGUUGGAUUUGUAACAGAGGCAGCUGUUCUAGGUCAGGAAGCCGAGGAUCAUGGGUAAUAUGGACCGUUUACUUGAGUAGAGCUACACAUUCAGUGCUCUUUAUGAAAAUCACUUCAUAACCUUGGACUUGACAGAAUGAAUCACCACUUGUGGCUGCAGAGGGCGCUGUUGCUCAGUAAAAGAUACACAGUGUUGCUUUAACCCUCAGCUCUUUCCAACACUCAGACCUUGUACAGAUUGUGUCCAGUGAGACAGAGGAGACAGGAAGAGAUCUUCACCGACUGUACUGCACUAAAAAUCCAAGUGGCUUAAUACGAUAACGAAAGUGAAAUCAAAUCGAACCAAAGCUUGAGAUGUUGUCAUGUCUGUUUGUGUGAAUGCUGGAGAACAAGUUUUCACUGUGAGAAUUGUUCUGUCUGCUGAGAAGGAACAAAACUGUAGCUGCUUAUACUGAUGACUACUGGACCACGGCACAGAAUUCAAUGGUUAAUACCAAAUACAUGUUUACUGCUCUGUGGUGGUGAGAACCAUAGACUGUUUAUAAAGAUAGACGACGUGUGUUCACCUCCUCUCACUAUCCAGAAAUGAAGCUAAAAUAUCCCAGAUACGAACGCUUCGAUAUCAAGAUUUUGCAGAUAGACGCACUGGACCAAUCGUGAAAUCAUUCUCAACUGUCAAUUGUAACUUUACACCCCAUUUUUAUUGCAUUAAAUAAAUUCAAACCAAAGUUACUGGAAUAACAAACACUUGAACAAACGUUGGUGUGAUUAACGACCUGAAAUGACUCAAACCAUCUUUGAGAAAUAAAUUUGAGUUUUUAGUUUGGUACAUGUUCCAUCUGCUAACACGGAGGAGGUGGACACCAGACGGUGAUGUCGUCCGUCUUUAUAUACAGUCUAUGAUGAGAACAGGUACGAUAUAAUAACCUUAAAGCCUUUUGUAUGGAAGCCCAGUGUGUUCAAUUAAAAUGAACAUAAAACACAUGAAUAAACAUGAGAAUAGAUUGUGAAUAAAAAAAUAAAAUAAACAAAUCAUGUCACAGGACUAAUGAAGAAAAAACAAUUUCUUCAUUUUUUCUGAAUUCAUCCUGUGACAACAUUAAAAUGGGGCUUUAUAAACAAAGAUAGUAGCAAUAGAAAGAAUACAGUUUUUUGUCUGAUUUAUACAGUUUAUAAUGUUAUACCUGCAAUUAAUUAUUGAAUAUGACGUAUUUAUUUGUGUAACAUUGAACAGUUUGAGGCCCCAUAUUUCAUGAGUCUGAACACGACGCCUUCUCUUCUAUGCCUCCAAUCCAUUUAUACAAAUUCAGUGUGUCCAUAUAUAUAAUCAGUGCAUGCCUCCAUUUUAACAGAAAUUUUCCAAAGACAGAAAAUAAUUUUUAUUUUUGAUAUAAUGUAAAUAACCAUUUCACUCUGGACAGAAAGAGCAGAAUGAAUAAAGUCUCUCCAUCUGUUGCUUAGGGAUGAGAAACAAUCUGAAAAUGAAAAGGAAUAUUUGAAGUGGACAGUUGCACAAAGUUCAGCUCUGACCAACGACAUUAAUACUGAUUACUUCACUUCACGGUUUAGAAGCACUAUUUAUUCUGACUGUGCGGAGGACGAGUCUCUUUGGAGUGCCUUUUGGAGGAACGAUGCCAGAGCACACACACUUAACUUCCUGUCCACACAUUCAAACAUACAACUGUGUGUUCAUCUUGUGAAUAUAAACUGAAAGGAGGCAGCAAACAUGCUGAGUUCACAUCACACAACCUGUAAAUAAUUGAUCUGAAACCAAACCCCUGACAUAGUCGA